This is a messenger RNA of Cuscuta epithymum, 2818 nucleotides long. The record is from the annotation of a GenBank genome assembly. NCBI's taxonomy places the organism in Eukaryota, Viridiplantae, Streptophyta, Magnoliopsida, Solanales, Convolvulaceae.
CUGAGGAUGAUUUGGGAGCCGGUGCCUCCAAAAGACCGCGCGUCGACGGUACUGCUUCCAAGGCUAUCAUAGUGGCCGAUGACUCCGAUGGGGAGCCCGGAAGUCCCCUUAAGCGGAAGCCCGCCUCUCGGAACAAGUCCCGUCCUUCUCCCCCACGAAAUUCUGACGUCCGUCGUCUCCGGGAUGGUGAUACCCAGACUGCCAAGGAUUCUGACGAUGCUCGUCCUCCUUCGCCCCCGGAGACCAAUGGGUCCUCCCUUGGUUUGAUCGAGUUUUCUGGGGUCGGCCCCCGCAAAGAGUCUAUGAUGCUCUUUGGCCAGACGGCGUCCUCCAUUUGGUGUGGGCUGAAUCUCAAGGUCCCGCAGGAUUUCGCUGCUCAGGAGGCCCCUGAGGAUCUUUUGGAAUGCGGCCAGAGCACCUUGGACAAGGCCGGACUUUACUUUCACAGGGCUCGGAUGGCCUUCGAACAUCAGGGUAGGGAGACGGCCAGAGUGCGGGCUGAAUGUGAUGCCCUUCUGAGGAAUGCGAAAGGCAGGGCCGGCACUCUUCAAGAGAAGGCCGAUGCCCAUGACAAGCUCAUUCAGGAGAAUGCCUCUCAGAAGGAGCUCCUCAAGAAGCAGGAGGCCGAGCUCGUGGAUCUCCGUAGCCGGAUGUGGGCCGUAGAGCAGGCCAAGGUGGAGCUUCGCCAGACGGGCGUGGACAAUCAUGUCCCCAUUUAUGAGGCCGAUGUUGCCAAGAUCAAGGAAUCUGGUUCCAUUGCCUUUCAGAAAUCCAAGGCCUAUACUGGCGCCAUUCACACCAUGGCCAUGAAGUUCCUCCCGCGGCUCGUCGGCGAGUUCCUGGCCACCUGCCCGGAUGCCUAUCAGGACGGGGUGAGAUUGCUCCAGGCCACACCCACCGGACGUCGUUUCCUUGACGAUCUCGCCGAUGACACCUACCGCAAAGGUAUGGUUGGGCUAGUAGCGGAGAAUCUCCCGACGUUUGAGCGUCACUUUGGGGCUCCCUUUGAUCCGGAGGCGGCUGGUUUCGACGUCUUGAUGGCAGACGCUCAUGCAGGGGCCCUUGAGCUGCUGAAGGAGCAGGAGGAAGCCGCAGCUAGUGAUAAAUCCAAGCAGGCCCCUUCCCAAGCUCCAGCUCCGGACGCCGAUCUGCCGUGAUUCUCUGCUCAUCAUCAUGUACUUGUACAAUUUUUCAUUAUUUGUAUUGUACUCUGAUACAUUGUAAUUUUCCGGCCAAUAGUGCCGAGGAAUAAAAAUCAUUCUUUGCUCCAUGCUCGUCUGGCAUUUUUUUUUUUUUUUUUUUUUUUUUUUUUUUUUUUUUUUUGGAGUCUUUUAGUCUUCGUUCGUCCUUGGUCCUUGGCCCUACCGAUGUUCCUACUUCGAGGAGACGUUCGGUAUCCGCAGACAUCGCAAGUACGAACAGGUUUAUCUACAUCGAGAUUCCCCCCUUCUUCGUUCGUCCGUGGCCCUUUUAGUCUUACCGGCGUCUCUUGCUUCGAAGAAGACGUUCGGUACCCAAGGGACUCGCAGGGACGAACAGGUUUACCCUCGCGGGUUCCCGUCUUCGUUAUCCCACGUCCAUCGAUCCAUGGUCGUUUGUGGGAUAAACAGGUUUAUCUUGGCAGGCUCCCUUGGUUCGUCUAGCCCCCUCCACGUCUCUACUAACCUCUACAUCGAGAGGCGUUCGCCUUCGGUGGUGGGGGAAGAUCUGGCACACCCGGGCAAGAUUCCCUUCCGUGUAGAAGCUUCUCUCCUCUUCUCCCCAUUUUUUUUUUUUUUUUUUUUUUUUUUUUUUUUUUUUUUUUUUUUUUUUUUUUUUUAGGGAGGUAAUCUUCGUUCGUCCUUGGUCCUUGGUCCUACCGGCGUUCCUACUUCGAGGAGACGUUCGGUAUCCGCAGACAUCACAAGGAGGAACAGGUGUAUCUGCAUCGAGAUUCCCUUCGUUAGCGGUCGUUGGCAAGAACAGAAGUGAUGUAAAAACAGGGGGCCUUUAUUAUUGACGACGUCCGGUCAUUUUACAUGGGAGUGGAAAUAUAACAAGGAUAUCAGCCUCUAAUUAUUGAUAAAACUUCUUCAGGUGCUCUACGUUCCACAUCCCGGCAUGGUUCCCAUCCAGGGUAUGGAGGAGGAACGUCCCCUGGUUGUAUCUCCUGAUGACCCGGUAGGGUCCUUCCCAGUUCUUUGCCAUUUUGCCGCCUUCGAGCGGCUUGCUCUUUUCUCUUUUCCUGAGUACGAGGUCCCCGGCCUCUAUUUCCCGGAAUUUCACGGCCUUGUUGAAGUAUCUCUGGGUGGCCCUGUGAUAUUCUUCCAUACGACGAGCCGCCAGGUCCCUCCGUUCCUCAAUGAAAUGGAGCUCCGCUCGCAGGUUGGUCUCGUUGUCCUCCGGCUGGAAGUGCUUGGUGCGGUGUGUAGGUACCAAUACUUCCGUCGGUACCUUAGCUUGGAAACCAUAAGCUAAGGCGAAAGGGGUUUCGCCAGUUGCCGUUCUGGGCGUUGUUCUAUACGUCCACAAGACAUAAUUCAGCUGUUCCGGCCAGGUGGAGGCGUAGUCCUCUAACUUCUUCUUGAUUCCAUCCAUGAUGGUCCGGUUCAUGUUCUCCACCUGGCCGUUGGCCUGCGGGUAGGCCACCGAGGCCUUAGAGUGCCUGAUGCCCCACUUUGCCAAGUAUGCCUCAAAGCCUCUGCCGAUGAACUGCCGGCCGUUGUCAGUGAUGAUCUGCUCUGGGAUUCCGAAGCGGCAGAUGAUGUUCUGCCAGACGAACUUCUGGCACUGGAAUUCAGUAAUGGAGGCCAACGGCUCGGCCUCGACCCACUUCGUG